Nerophis lumbriciformis (worm pipefish) is the source of this 938-nucleotide messenger RNA. It is a transcript of the gene inf2, whose product is annotated as inverted formin 2. NCBI's taxonomy places the organism in Eukaryota, Metazoa, Chordata, Actinopteri, Syngnathiformes, Syngnathidae. Gene Ontology annotation, biological process: actin cytoskeleton organization. Gene Ontology annotation, molecular function: actin binding; small GTPase binding. The record is from RefSeq and is a predicted model, not a curated record.
GUGAGUGGAGCGCCUGUGGCGGUGACGAUUUAAUAGGCACACAAAUACACACCCACUGGGCUCGACUUGCCUCGCAAAUGCUUUAAUUUUCAGGAGGUCCAUGCAUCAUUUUAGGCGACGUCAGAGGCAGGCAGGAUGCCAUCCGGUGCCUCUCCCAUCUGAAACACACACAAGGACGCGAUUCUUCCAAGUGGACAGAUAGAACAAAAGCAGGUGCAGUAACAAUGUUUACAGGGCUCUCAGACGUGAAGAAGAAGUGGGCAGCAGUUCGGGGUCGCCUGGGCUCCUCUCAGGACUCGGACUCCCAGCAGGAAGCCAACCUAGAGAGUGCAGAUCCGGAGCUCUGCAUCCGACUGCUCCAGGUCCCCACGGUGGUCAACUAUUCCGGCCUGAAGCGUCGCCUGGACAGCAGCGACCAGUCAUGGAUGGUCCAGUUCCUGGAGCUCAGUGGCUUGGAUCUUCUCCUGGAGGCCCUGGACAGGCUGUCUGGGAGGGGUUGCUCCCGCAUCGCAGACGCCCUCCUGCAGCUCACCUGCGUCAACUGCGUCCGUGCAGUCAUGAACUCAUCAGCCGGGAUUCACUUCAUCAUAGAGAAUGAGGGAUACAUCCGGAAGCUCUCCCAAGCCUUGGACACCUCCAACACCAUGGUGAAGAUGCAGGUGUUUGAGCUACUUGCAGCUCUCAGCAUGUUCUCUACAGAUGGUCAUCGCCUUGCUCUGGAUGCACUAGACCACUACAAGGGAGUGAAGACACAGCAGUAUCGCUUGAGCGUGAUCCUGAACGAGCUACAGGAAACAGACAACGUUCCUUACAUGGUCACGCUCCUCAGUGUCAUCAACGCACUCAUCUUUGGCUCCGAUGACCUCAUGCAGAGAGAUAAGAUGAGAAAGGAGUUUAUCGGGCUUCAGCUUCUUGACAUUCUGCCAAAAUUAAGGUGA